AUGGGGAAAGAACCACUGCUUCAGAAAGUGAAGAUCCAAGAGGACAUUGAAUCUAAUAAAGGGUUUCUUGUUAGUGAUGGCGAUGGUGACGGUCCCGUCACUCUACUUUUACUCUUCACAACCUUCACUGCCCUCUGCGGCACCUUCUCCUAUGGAACUGCCGCCGGCUUUACAUCACCAGCUCAAGCUGGGAUUAUGGAAGGAUUAAACCUCUCUCUGGCCGAGUUCUCGUUCUUUGGAUCCGUAUUAACAAUUGGUGGACUUGUGGGAGCCGCGAUGUCAGGAAGACUCGCUGAUGUCUUUGGUCGAAGAGGCGUAAGUUCUUUUAUUUUUAUGUACGGUAGAAAGUAG
Molecule: messenger RNA, 351 nt
Organism: Microthlaspi erraticum
Lineage: Eukaryota; Viridiplantae; Streptophyta; Magnoliopsida; Brassicales; Brassicaceae
Source: the annotation of a GenBank genome assembly